Molecule: messenger RNA, 9628 nt
Organism: Carcharodon carcharias (great white shark)
Lineage: Eukaryota; Metazoa; Chordata; Chondrichthyes; Lamniformes; Lamnidae
Gene: reep1
Product: receptor accessory protein 1
Exons: 10
Coding region: 457-1347 (296 amino acids)
Biological process (GO): endoplasmic reticulum tubular network organization
Cellular component (GO): endoplasmic reticulum membrane; cytoplasmic microtubule; endoplasmic reticulum tubular network
Molecular function (GO): microtubule binding
Source: RefSeq, a predicted model, not a curated record
CAGUAGAGAAGGGGCUGUUCGGCCCGUCGUGCCUGUGCUGUCAAUUACACCUUUGUUGCAAUGCUUCAUCUGUCGCACAAUGCACUUGCAGUGUGUGGGGAUAACUUAAUGAUUUAUUCCAGUUUAACCUCCCUGUGCACGGUCCUCAGAGUGGAAUAAGGUACAGUGUGCCAGUUCAUUCGCCCUUGCCUUAUAUGUUGUGCAUCAGGGCAACAAAUAGGCUCGGAGUGGCCACACAGAUUGUGCCCUUUCCUGUGACUGAGAGGGCAACUUUGCUCUCCCUCAGUGUCGGUGUAGGGAGGCAAUGUUAAACAAUGGUCACUGCUCCUCUCUUUAUUACCCCUACUUGGACUUGACGGUAGCGGUGACGAAACAGGCGAAUGGUUGGGGCCGGGCUCCGUUAGAGUGAGAAACUCCUCCCUUGCUUUUCAGACAAACAACCCCCUUCCAACCGCCAUGGUGUCAUGGAUCAUCUCUAGAUUAGUCGUGCUGGUUUUUGGCACACUUUAUCCAGCAUAUUCAUCUUACAAGGCUGUAAAAACAAAGAAUGUCAAAGAAUACGUAAAAUGGAUGAUGUACUGGAUCAUAUUUGCACUGUUCACCACAGCAGAAACCUUCACAGAUCUAUUUCUCUCCUGGUUUCCAUUUUAUUAUGAACUUAAAAUUGCUUUUGUUAUUUGGCUGCUCUCUCCUUACACAAAAGGCUCCAGCGUUCUCUACAGGAAGUUUGUGCACCCAACACUCUCUUCUAAAGAACAGGGAUUACAGAGCUCUGAGAUGCUGAGGGAUCUGGGUGUCCUAGCGCAUGAAUCAUACAAGGAGAUUGAUGAUUAUUUGAGCCAGGCCAAGGAUCGGAGCUAUGAAGCUGUGGUGCAGUUCGGAAGGCGUGGAUUGAAUGUGGCAGCAACUGCUGCUGUCACAGCCGCUGCCAAGGGACAAGGAGCUCUGUCGGAAAGGCUACGAAGCUUCAGCAUGCAGGAUCUGACGACAAUUCGAGGGGAAAAUCUCGACAGUCCCAGCGAACAGAUAAGUAACGCACAGACCCAAGCCCAGAGCCCACCACGGAACAUCACAGAGACAGUUGAUAACUCAGUUUUUAAAAAUGGCAUCAUUUUCAAUAUAAUAACAGGUGAUGAAGUAAAUAUUGAUCAGGGUCCAAGGUCAGAUGAAGAGCAGUAUAAGACUAAAGCAGUAGAGGAUUCUGAUGAGGAGAUAACAGGAGCCGUGCUCAAUCGCCCCCAUAAACCACUUAGAAAAAAGAUGCAACGUCCUGAGGUAGAACCAAGACACCCUAAGCCACCUCCCAGAAAGAGAAGCGCCACAACUUGUAACAGUGAAUCCAUGUGAUGUUGAGGAGCCAUUGGACUACAGUCACCUGGAUUUGACCUCUUGUUUUACUGUCCUGCCUUCACGAGCCAAACACCAUGUGACACACUGGGAACCGCUAAGAAACCACUGGCUGGAAAGUGCUUCACGUUUUCUGCAGAUGCCUUUAGCGGCUACCUAUAAGUAUAAUCUGCAUCAAAACAUAUUUUCUUUUCUUUGUUUGCUUUACAUGAAGUGGUGAAACAAAAUUCAGAGUGAUGCUGAAAUAAUUGAAAUGUUUGUAUAUCCAGCGCGUCUUCACUUUUGUGUAAGAACAUUCCAGCACGUCCGUAGUACUCAACCAUCAGAAUUAGUUAUUUUGCUUCAGAACAAUCUUAUAAAAAAAAAGUUCAAAAUUUUGAACUAUUAUUUAUGUAAACUGGGAUAUCUGCCCUACUGUACGCAGGUAUAUCCGUUAUACUAUACACAGGUAUAUCUGUCAGUAUGUAGGCAUGUAUGCUAUUCUGUUCACAGAUAUAUCUAUUACAAUGCAGACAGGCAUGUGUUAUGCUGUGCAGAAGUGUAUUUAAUGUACUGUACAUGUUUAUAUACGUUGCACUGUACACAGGUAUGUAUAAUGAAUUGUGUAUGGUAUACCUGACGUAUUGUGCGCAGUAUAUCUGUUUCAUUGUACACAGGUAUAUCUCUUGUACUGUAUGCAGGUAUAUCUGUUGUAUUUGUAGUUGGGUGUGUUUGUUGUAUAAGUUGAAACUCAUAAGCACAUUGUGCACAAAGUUAAGACAGUAAAAUUGACAAGGCUAUCAGGAUUAUUUUUCUUUUGAGGAGAAGAAACGUUCUGUGACUCUUGCACUGUUGACGAUGACAGAAGUUUUAUUUUUGCACCAAAAUACAAAGUGUAACUGCUUUUAUGUUUACUUAUGGAACAGUGAGACUUAACAAAUAUUCUGGGAUUCCCUGUUCACUGCUGUGUAGUUUUCAGCACAACAGAGUCCAUUCAGGAAGCAAAAGAGUCAACCUCCUCUCUGUGUUCCUCAUAGCGUUUAGCCUAUGUGGCAUUUGCUAAGUGGCAGGCAGGAUUCAUAUUUAUUAAGAGGGUUACGUGCUCAAACACUGAUUUUUAUUUUGAGUUGGAGAGGAAGAAGUGAAUUAAUAUCGGAACAUCGGAGUAGGCCAUUCGAUCCCUUGAGCCUGUUCUAUCACUCAGUGAGAGCACAGGUGAUCUGUACCUCAACUCCAUUUACCUGCCAAUGCUCCAUCUCUCAAUCACAGUUUUGAAACUUAAUGUACUCCUUCCUUUGAAAAUCAAGAUCUGAGCUGGUCAAGCUCGUGAUUAAACUGUCAGUUUAGCUGAAGAGGCCCAGUGAGGACAUUAUUGCACAAACAAUAAAUUAAUGGAAUGAUACAGGUCUAUAUCUUUUUUUUGUGUUGAAUUUCUCAUUUUUAUCUGAAUAUUUAGGGUACUUUCAGUAGUUGCUUUCAAAUCAUAAAAAACACCACAACAGAACGCCCUGUUGGUCUCCAGUGGUGAAAAUAAUUGAGUGUGAUUACAGAAAUGUGGGUGAGCCAAAUAUAAUUGUCCCACCAUAACCAUUUCUGUGUAAUGGGACAUUUCUGUGUAAAAUUUUAUGAUGUUAUAAUAUCGUAAGAGCCCCUGUGAAAAGUAUCACUAGUGUCAAUUGUGGUCUCAAGAAGAUAUGUUGAUAGGAACUAGGAAAGAAAUAUCAUUAGAAUUACAGCCUAAAAAUUGCAUCAAACACAAUUAUGUACAUAUGUACAUCAUCUCUAUAUUAAACAGGCUAGUGUUUCUGUAAAAUGGCAGACAAGGGAAUUUGAUAUAUGUAUGACAGAUGUUCCUUCCAUUAAUAUCAGAUAGCAUAUACCAUUUACCAUUAAAUAAAUAAUUGUGGAAACUUCUUGACUACUUAAGAAAAUAUAUUUUUCACUCCCUUCACUUAAACUUUUUCCCCUUCCUCUAUGAUAUCCAAUAUUCUCUGAGCAGACAUGGCCGAGGGGCAGUGUUCAGCUGUUGCUCAGCUGGUGUCACUUGCCUUUGAGUCACAAGGUUGUGGGUUCACAUAACACACCAGGGAUUUGAGCACAAAAUCUAGGCUGACACCUCAGUGGAGUACUGAGGGAGUGCUGCACUGUUGGAGUUGCUGUUUUUUGGACAAGACCCAGAUCGGGGUUUUAUGGGGCAGUUGGUGAUUCCGUCUACCAGCCGGAAAGUUGGGGGCAACUCUGCUUUGGCUGGUCGUGGAAGCACGAACUGCAUUUUACAAGCAGCAGCGGCAAUUAACUGCAGCCGAGAUUCCCAUCCCUUUGCCAACACUUUUCCAUGUCCCAGUCAACUGGUCAGCAGUUCUUCACUCCCAGCGGUGCCACUGAGAGCAGUGACCACAGCUGGGAUUGCAGCCAGACAGCAGCAGUAUCCAUGGAGAAGUCCCGGGGGCAGCCCUUCCCGCUGAGGAGCCCUCCAAGGACCCACAAGGUGCCCAAUCAGGAGAGGUCCCCCUUCCAAGCCCACGAGGACCCUGGUGGUCUCCUCAUUGUUGCAAAGUGCCCACUCAUCACUGGUUAAAAUAUCAGUGGUGGUGGGAAGAGGCUCAUAAAUGGUCCUAAUAAUUGGCUGCCUGAAGCCCUAAAUUCGCCGAAGGGUGGGAGGGCUGCCCAGCAUUUUUCCCGCCACUGGCAAAACUCCAGCAGCAGCGGCAGGAAGGCCAUGGACACGUCACCCUCUGGCUAUCCCACUUGACUUUAUGCUGCCCCCCACUUCCCUGCGCUCUCCAAGGGAUCCUGUAAAAUCCUGCCCUCGUCUCCCCACCCAAGGUGAUUGUAAAAAAUCCAAUGAUGCUAUUUUGAAAAAGAGUGGUUGAAUUUUCCAUGGUGUCUCAGCCAAUAAUAACCAUUCAAACCGCGUCACAAAAACAGAUUAUCAGAUCACAAUUAUACUGCUGUUUGUAGAAACUGGCCGGGCACAAAAUUGUUUGCUGCAUUUGCUACACUCCCACAUCUAAAAUAAUUAAUUUGCUGUAAAGUGCUUUGGGUCAGGAAAGGUAGCAUAUAAAUUCUAUACUCAGGUCUUUGCUGUUUAUCUGGCAGCUCUAUAACUUCACAGGAAGUUUCUGGGUUAAUCCAUGCUCCAUGACAGUUCCCAUCAUAACCUAGCUGACGACUGGAACUGGUGGUGGGGAGGGGCUGAGAGAACUGGCGGGCCCUCAUGCUGUGCUUCAGGGCAGCAGUUCUUCACUGCAAAGCCUCAACAGGCCAUCCAUACUGCAAAUUUCUGACGCUGGAGAUGUCAGUGCAAAUCGUAGGGAACAAAAUGCGGCGACUGAUCCACAAGUUACUUUCUCGGUUUAUUUUGGUGCAAACCAUUGUCCAGGCGUUUGAAUCUAGAAGGGCCACAUGACUCAUGGAUUUGUGUGUUGCGGAAGAAAGCGUAUUUGAGAGCGUGCUUACAGUCUCGGAACGCCAGAGGCAUGCAUUAAACUGUAGCUGGCAUACGGUAUAGGGGAUGUGUUCAGUUGAUAGAUCUUCCCUUUAAUAUGUAGGACUGGCCUGUUUGCUUGUGAUUAAUCGUGUGUACUUUAGUAUUCCAUUAGCUUGUUACUUCAGGAACUCACUAUUGCCUCCUUGUUUAGCCUUAGGACAUCUUCAGAUGAGACGUUAAACUUACACCCUAUCUGUCAUCUCGGGUGGAUGUAUAAGUUCCCAUCGCAUGCUUUAGAAAUAGAUCAGGAGAGUUCUCUCUGAUGUCCUAGCCAAUAGUCAUCCUUCAUAACACCUGAAAACAAAUUAUUUGGCCUUUAUCACAUUAAUGUUUGUGGAGCCUUGCAGUGUGCAAAUUGGCUGCUACGUUUCCUACAUUACAACAGUAGCACACUUCAAAAAAGCACUUCAUUGGACCUCCAGAAAGGCACUAUAUAAACAUAAGCUGUCAUUUAUUUUCCAUGCUAAAUUGGCAAAUGCAUCAAGUUUCUUAAAGUUACCCUGUUCUGAACGUAAGUUACUCCUUGCAGUUUAUCAAUUGUUUUCUUACCUACAAACAUCAAGGGCAUUUUUUUUUCCAUCGUUGUAAAGUUGAACAGUACAUUGGAAAGACAAAUAUAUUAAAAACUAAUUAUAUGGUAUGUAUGAGUUCCAAUAUUGCCUUUCUUUUCUAAAUACUACGAAGCUUGGGUUUUCUGCAGUGUCCUUGUCAAAUGGCUUUGUGUAUACUAAAGUGCUGCUAACCCAUUGUGUGUUAAGUAAGUUUUUCCAAUUAAUGCUACCAAUAUGAUUGAACAAUAUUUCAAACAUUUUGUGCCGUUAAGGGUGAUAUUACUUAAAUACUACAAAAGAAGCAGCAUGUUCCAAGCCAAUUGCAAUGCAGAUCUAUGUGGCAGCAUUUGGGCUGUGUGUGGGGGUCUCUUAAUAGCUAACCCAAUAUAGGGACUUUCUUAAUAACUAACCUAAUAUUGUUCCUUUCUGAAAGUGUUCAGUUUAAUUAUGGUUUCCUCUUCUGUAACUUUCCACCCAAUGUCAUGGGGAGUGGCUGUUCAAUAGUGAUGGUACUUCCUUUGUAAAUGUAUUCUUAAACUGGUGAAUAUUAACAUAAGUGUCAGGAAGUCUUACCUGUUUCUAUUGGGCUAAUUUAAUGGUUCCUAAAAUGUUUAUUGCAGGACAUGAGGUCUUUGUGCCCUCACCGGCCUGUGAUUUAAUUGGGGUCUGAUUAGCACAGAAGCAGAAAACCUUGAAAAAUAACUUUAGUUGGCCUUUGAAGCUGCAUGCAUGCAUGCAAGUAGAGUUAGGUUUUGAAGGUAAAAUGUGCAGAAUGAACAUGUAUUUUAACUAUAAAUGUCAUCAAAUCUCAUCUUUCAUAAAGAUCAUUUCACACUAAUGCAACCACAAAGUGUCUUACAGAUCUUUUGCAAGGCUUGAACUCUGCCUGAAUGAACUGGUUUGCUUAGUUUUAAAUAUACACAGUGGAUUGAUAUUCCUAAUAUGACUUGGGGCCUCUUAGGGCCUAACUUCCCUUUCCCCAGUAGACCAGGGCUCUCAGUGGACAUGCUGGGGCCUCAAUUCCUCAGCGUCCCAAACCUGAUGGUACCAGCAAUGGUAUGCCAGAAUGGAGAGGCCUGAGGACCGACGUAAAUUCAUCCUCUGUCGUCAUCAGUAUUAUAAAUAAUAUAGUCAAAACUUUGAACAAACUCUAUGAAGCGUAUGAGGGAAGAGCAGGUAAGAACUACUGUUGAUAACUCCAAUGUAAAUCAAACAAUUGAACGGUCAUGAUGAGUCAAAAAGGCUUCUUAAUGUUUCUAAAUUUGUAAGCUUUAUUCUAGGUGGAAUGGAAUUAAUCUAGUCAAUGAUAUGCUAUAUUUUAGAAACUCUGAUUUAAAUGUUAUUGACGUCCUUCCAUCUACAAGAGAUGAUGAACAUGCAGCAAACAAUUCAUUUAGGUGUGGUAUCUUCAUUUGUUACAUCUUUACUGAUGGUUUGAAGGCCAAUCCUUGAGAGGCAGGCUCUGCCACAAGUGGUGCGAUGAAGCUGCCACCUGUUGUGGGUUGUUGUUUUCAGCUUUGGCACCUGUUGCCGAGUUGCUGUAGCCACUGGUCGGCAUGGUUGUGCACACCAAUUCACUAGAACUGUUGCCAUUUCCCUGUUUCACCAGCUAGUGACUCUAAGGUGUGAAAGAUAGUUGAAGUUUAGGACCUUCAUAUCACACUUGCAAACAUCCUUGAAGAGGAGUCUUGGGCGCCUUACUGGUCGUCUGGCUCUGGCUACCUCCUCAUAAAGAAGGUCAUGUAACCAUCUUCUGGCAAUAUUAAUGGACGAUACCAUCAGACCAGGUAAAGAUAACAGCUUUCCUUCCCUACAGGACAUUAGGGAAUAGUUGUGGUCUUAUGACUGUUUCAAGGUCACUCUUACUGACACUGCUUUUUUAUUUACUAGAUUUAAAAAAAAAACUGAAAUCAAUUUCUCAACUUGCUAGGGUGGGAUUUGAAUUCAUGUUCUGUGGAUUACUAGUUCAGUAAUACUACGUACAUUAAUAAUUUAGAUUAAACUGAAGACAAAAUACUGAGUUCACUGACACUCAAGACUGUCUUCAGGGGGUUUUCUGUCAAUGUGCAGCAACCACGUAGAGCUUUACAAGACAUGAAUCAAUAUGUUAAAGGACUAGAUCUCGAUGCCAGGCUAAAUCCUGGCCAUAAUCCUGGCAAGGGGGCACAGAUUCAAACUGAAUGUUAGGGUAGGUGUCAGGAAGGUUGUUAUAAAAAUUGUGCUCAACACAUAAAAUGGGCUUUGAAAUAGAGUAGUGCUGGCUUUUAGGAUGAAGCUGGAUGGUGUGAUGGGAGGGACAUAAGGAUUUUCUCCUGAGUGGAUGGGCUGAACAGAUUUCCAAAUCCUGAUCAAUUUGUGAUCAAGCGGGAAAUGGCCGAGGUUUCCUCAUGAUUCUGAUUUCGUUUUUUUUGGAUGUAAAGAAUGAUUUUCUACUUCGGAUUCCAAGAUGGCAAAAUGAGACAUAACUGUGCAAUUUGCGGUCUGCUGUGUAAACCCGUUAUUGUGCCACGGAGAUUUGCCUGGAAUUAAAUGACAGCUGUACAUAGUGUUUCAAAACACUCAGGGUGUUAAAGAGAUUUAAGAAGUUUGUCAAGUUUUGUUGACUCAUCGAGGCUUGGGCAGGUUCUUGGAAAUCAUAGUUUUAUUUAAAAUUCACAGUGUUCAAAUCUCUUACUGGCCUUGUCCCUAUCUCUGUAACCUCCUCCAGCUCUUCAGAGUCUCUAAUGGCCUUGUCCCUAUCUCUGUAACCUCCUCCAGCUCUUCAGAAUCUCUAAUUCUCUGACUCCAAACUUUUGGGCAUUCUGUGUCCCCCCACAACCCACCCACCAACUCCCUUUGCCAAUCAUGGUGAGCAUGCCUUCAGCCAUGCCCUCUGCCUCUCCACCUCCCUCACACCCUCCUUAAAAAGUAUAAAUUCUCUCGUGGAUCAGCAUCCUUUUUUUUCCCUUUUCACUCCUGUGAAACACCUUGGGGCAUUUUCCCUACAUUAAAGGCGCAAAAUAAAUCCAAGUUCUGGUGACAAAAUAGAAAACAUCAGCACUUUCCUUCUAUUGGAGUAGAAUUAUUUUCCCCACAUUUUGUUUCUAGAAAUGUGAAUCUUAUUACCUGGUUAUUACCUGGAAUGUAUUGCCUGGGAGGGUGGCAAAAGCAGACUCAAUAGAAGCUUUGAAAACAGAAUUGGAAACAUACUUGAAAAAGGAAAAAAAUGCAGGGCUGUGAGGAAAGAGCAGGUGAGUGGGAUUAAUUGGGUAGCUCUUUCAAAGAGCUGGUGCAGACAUGAUAGGCAGAAUGACCUCCUUUUGUACCAGAAAAUUCUUUAAGGCACUUGACCUAGCCCAGUGACAUGGCUGGAAACCAACCUUCACUAAUGGCAUAUUGCCAAGUUUCUAUUGAUCCCAUAAGACUCCUGUCAACCAGUUUGCUGUAUAAACACAAUAUAGUUGUAACUAAAAUUUAUCUCCUAUCAUUUGAAACAGUAGGUGUGAAUAGAAUUUCUGAGGGAUACCAUUUCUUUGUGUGCUGGUAUCAUGAUUAUAUUCUCAAACAUUCUUCAUGUAGUAGGCUGGAUAAUAAAAAAAAGCAAAAAAAAAUUAAUAGUUAGAUAGGCUAGAAGCGAUACACUGGUGUUAAGUGUUGAGCACACAACUAUUAACUAAUCUGAUCUUGCACUGCAAUAGUGGGCAACAGUCUGGAUGUGUGCUGCCUUAUCUCCCGAGUACAAAAUCACUGUGCUAGCUUGUUCACAUACAGACACAUCGAAUGCGAAUGUAAAAAGAAUUUCAUGUUUUUGUAAUAAUUAUAUUGACUUAACUGUAAUGCAGACUGUGCUAUACGACACUGUGCAUCUAUACAAGAAUGAUGUACAUGUCAAAAUAUGUACUUGUACUUUUCAUUGGCAUAUAUUUAAGAUAAUUUGUUUGCGAGAUGCACUGGUUUUAAUAUCUUUAACAAACAAUAGGCUAAUGAGGAUAGAUGGUGACCGUCUUAAUUUCUACUGUGUUGUUUUUUCUUUCUGGUUUGCAAAAAUCUUUUUAUUUCUUUAAAGUUGCAACAAAUAACUGCAGAUCUGGCAGGCCAGAGCACUUUACAGUUGUAUUCAUUCACAUUUGUGUUCCCUGACUACAACAGUUAACUGUAUAUAGAGAAUUUGUUGUUGCUGUUACACUGGUUGCAUUCAGAGUGCUGCAUGAAUUAAAGGAUUGUUGUCUUAUAUACAUUUGUCACAGAAUUCCUGCCAUUGUAAUAAAAGACUGAAAGAUUA